AUGGCACUCUCUAAAACUCCAAGGAGCAACAAUGAGCUUCUCUCCCUCAUCUCCACCGCCAUCACCACCGCCGCCGCCAACGCAGACCCUCCUCUCACCCUCCGUAAGCUCCUCCCUCCCCUCACCGCCCCUGACCUCAUCGACCUCAUCAACCUCAACCCCCACUCCCUCUCCCCCAACUCCCUCCUCUCCUUCUUCCACCACCUCUCCUCUUCCACCUCCUUCCGCCACACCCUCCACUCCUACUCCACCAUGGCUCACUUCCUCUCCUCCCACCGCAUGUUCCCCCAGGCCCACUCCCUCCUACGACUCGUCGUCUCCCGCUCCGGCAAACACUCCGCCUCCUCCGUCUUCACCUCCCUCCUCCAUUCCCGAGGUACUCAUCACCACUCUGACUACCCCUUUCACGCUUUGAUCAAAUGUUACACUGAUUCCGUGUUUCUCGGGGACGCUGUCCAGUGCUUUAGAUUACUUAGGAAGCACGGUUUUCGCAUACCCUGUCAUGCUUGUGCUCACUUGCUUGACAACAUGUUCAAGUUUAACACCCCUGUCGUGUCUUGGGGGUUUCUUUUGGAGGCUUUGGAUUCCGGGUUUCCGCCCAAUGUGUAUAAUUUCAAUGUUGUGAUGCAUAAGAUGUGUAAGCAGGGUCAGGUCAGAGAGGCCCGGCGAGUUUUCGAUGAGAUUGGGAUCAGGGGUUUGAACCCAACUGUGGUAAGUUUCAAUACUUUGCUUAAUGGGUAUUGUAAGUGUGGGAAUUUAGAGGAGGGUUUUAAGUUGAAGAGGGAUAUGGAGGGGAGAGGAAUGCGUCCUGAUUUGUUUACUUAUAGUGUUUUGAUUAAUGGGUUGUGUAAGGAAGGCAGGUUAGAUGAUGCGAAUGGGGUGUUUGAUGAAAUGUGCGCGAGGGGUUUGGUUGCGAAUGACGUCAUAUUUACUACUUUGAUUGAUGGGAUGUGUAAGAAUGGGAAGCUUGAUCUGGCGCUGGAGAUGUAUCAGAAGAUGUUGCGGAGAGGGAUCAAACCGGAUAUAGUUAUGUACAAUACACUCAUAAAUGGUCUGUGCAAGGUUGGCGAUAUGAAACAAGCUAGGAAGCUUGUUGACGAGAUGAAUACGAGAGGUUUCAAGCCUGACAAGAUCACUUAUACUACGCUUAUCGAUGGAUGCUGCAAAGAGGGAGAAAUAGAAUCGGCCUUAGAGAUAAGGAAGCAGAUGAUUAAGGAAGAUAUUGCACUUGACAAUGUAGCUUUCACAGCCCUUAUAUCAGGAUUUUGCAGAGAUGGAAGAAUCAGUGAGGCAGAAAAAAUCUUAAGGGAGAUGUUGAAGGCCGGCAUGAAGCCUGAUGAUGCCACUUAUACGAUGGUCAUUGAUGGAUUUUGCAAGAAGGGCGAUGUUAAUAUUGGUUUUAAGUUGCUCAAGGAAAUGCAGGGUGAUGGUCGCGUACCAAGUGUUGUGACCUAUAAUGUGCUUAUGAAUGGAUUAUGCAAGCAAGGACAGAUGAAAAAUGCAAAUAUGCUGUUGAAUGCUAUGAUUAAUGUUGGGGUGGUCCCAGAUGAUAUUACGUACAACAUUCUAUUGGAAGGACAUUGCAAGCAUGGAAGUUCAGGUGACUUUGAGAAGCUAUGGAGUGAGAAAGGAGUUCUUGAUUAUGCUUCAUAUAAUUCGCUAGUAAGUGAUAUAAAUAAAUCUUCAAAAAAUCGUCAGAAGAAAUGAUUGCUUCAAGUGUGAGAAGUAAGGAAUUUACUCAUAUCAAAUGGGGGGUUCAUUUGGUGAUCAGAAAAGUUAGUUCAUGAAAGACUUGGGAUCACCGAAGAAAUGAAUGAGUAGAGAGAAGUCAUUCAUCAGUGCAGUGCUUCCCCUUUAACACAGGAGCAGACUACCGUAUUAUACAAAAAGCUGUUGGUAUACGGUUGUCAUGUUCCAUUUCUAUUAAAGUUGUGUAACCGUGGAAGAUGAAGUGAAGUAGAAUAUCCUUGGGCUUAGCAUCAAGUCUCAUAGUGUUGCAAUGGAUUUUGCAGAGAGAUAGGAAUCAUCGAGGCAGGAAAAUUUGUGUUAAAGGCCGGCAUGAAGUCUGAUGAUGCCACUUAUGAGAUGUUCAUCGAUGGGUUUUGCAAAACGGGUUUUGUUAAUAUUUGUUAUAACUUGCUUGAGAAAAUGCAGGGUGAUGGUCACAUACCACAUCUUGUGACCUAUGAAUCGAUUUGCAAGCUAGGACAGAUGAAAAAAGUGAAUUAGCAGUGUGACAUCGGACCACCUAGUUAGUAGAUAUACCGGACCCUCUCAACUAAGCAUGUGUUUAUCAGGUGCCAGAUCAGGCUCAGGUUCGUCAGAGUUUAAAACCGGUUGAGUUUAUAGAAAAAUGAACAUGCAUUGUUGCUUAUGUCUCUCGAAGUACUGGAGCCUUGACCCCGAUAUUGGAGUAAAUUAUGCAUGAUUGUUCUCCUAAUCUCCUUGAUUAUUCAUGCAAACAUGUAAAAGUCAUUAGCUAUUUUAUCUCGUUUAUUUUGUUUAAUUGAGAAGGAUUCUGCUGGUGAAUAGGUUUCUUCCUACUAACAUU
This is a messenger RNA of Argentina anserina (silverweed cinquefoil), 2551 nucleotides long. RefSeq names its product putative pentatricopeptide repeat-containing protein At1g09680. Lineage: Eukaryota; Viridiplantae; Streptophyta; Magnoliopsida; Rosales; Rosaceae. The coding region runs from base 1 to 1707 and encodes 568 amino acids. Gene Ontology annotation, molecular function: protein binding. The record is from RefSeq and is a predicted model, not a curated record. The transcript has a single exon.